CCAGUUUUUUUGUCACCCUGAUUCCUUUUGGGCCCAAUUUUCUUUCACCACGAAGGGUCGUUCUCUCUUCCCCUUUCUUUUUCUCUUCUCUUCGCAGCCGCACCGCAUCGCGUCGCAUCGCUUAUUCGAUUGCGUUGCCUCUGUCGCGCUUUUCUCUUUUAAUAUCCAAUUUCAUAACCUUCAUCUCAUCGGUAAGCCUAUUCAAUCUCCCUAUCAAUCUUCAACGCCUCUUCAUAAAUUUCUAGGGUUUCGAUUCUAGUCCUCUUUUUUCCUUCUAACUUUAUUUCAACUCUUAGUUUUUCUAUUUUGUCUUGUCUCGUGAUCUCCAAUCGCCUUCAGAUCUCUCAUGAUUUCUUCUUUAGUUUUGAAAUUCCACGUAUUUGUUGUGUUUUGGGUUUAGGGUUCUAUAAAACAAAAAAAAAGAAAAAAAAAUACAAAGUCGUUCCGAAGGGGGAUUAGGGUUUUCCCUUGUGAUUCACUCAUUUAGGUAGCUAGAUAUAUAUGGCGGCUGGGAGGCAUGGCGGUUACCGCGAAAACGACUUCAGAGAGCGCGAAUCGAAACUCGAAGGUUCUAGACGCGGGUUUGCCAAUUCGAAAGAGGAUUACGAUCGUGUUAGGAAUGGUGGCGGUGAUGUUGUGAGGGGUGGGUCCAGGGACAGGGCUAGGGUGAGGCAGAGGGAUAUUAAGGAGAGGGACGGUGUUAAUGGUGGGUACCGAUCAUCUUCGAGUAGGAGUGACUCUGGAAGCAGUGGCCUUGGUCCUCGCCGAUGUGGUUUCUCUGUCAAAGCAAUGGAUAGAGAGCCUGGUGAGCUUUCCAGUGAGAGUGGUUCUGAUGAUGCAAUUGAAUCAGAAUCUGGGGCGAAGGACUCCGAGGUUUCCAUGUUGGAAGAAACAAGAACCCGAUCCCCACCAGUGCCGGAGAGGAAAAGAAAAUUCUCACCCAUAGUGUGGGAUCAGGAUGACAAAGAUGUCAGUGAGUCAUCCAGAGUUAGGGUUUCUGCCUCUACAGUGGUGACAGCAGCUCUUCCUCCUCCACCUCCAUUGCCAAAGGUAUUCCAUCAGUCACAGUCACCAAAUGCUCCAAAUGGUGUCGUAGAAAUACAUCCUGUCAAGAACAAGGAGACCAAGGAUCUCCAGUCGAAUGCAGCAUCUAAGGUUACCUUGCCCUCUCCUUCAGGUUUGCAUUCAUCACCACCGAAAGGGAGGUGGGGUAAUGAUCAGGAAGCUGAUCAUCUAGAAGGUGAUGUUUAUGUUCCAGCUCGCAAUAUAUCGUCUUCAAGAUGGGCAGCUGGAGAUAACUCUCCUGGUGAUGAGGGUGAGAUCCUCAAUGAUGAGGAGAUGCCCAAACGAAGGAGGAAGGUGUCUCCUGAGUUCUUGGAUGGCAGACUAAGGAACAAGUUAUUGAGCCCUGUGGAAUCCAAGAUUGAAGGUAUUGAAGGAGCUAGAGCCAGAUCAUCUGAAUCUGAAGAAAGAGGUGUCCGUGGGAGAACUUCCAGCAGUGAUGAUCAUCCUGGUAUGGAGUCAGAGAAGGAUGACUUCAUGGAGGUUGACCCUCAAGGUGGGAAAAGUGAAACCAGUGUCAGUCACUCGGAAACAGAAUAUGAAGAUGAAGACGAUGGUAGGGAGACUCCAGAACCUCCUUCUCCACCUCAAAGAACUGUCAACAUGCUUCAGGGUUGUAGAAGUGUUGAUGAGUUUGAGAGACUUAACAAGAUAGAUGAAGGAACAUAUGGUGUUGUAUAUAGGGCUAGGGAUAAAAAGACUGGAGAAAUUGUAGCAUUGAAGAAGGUCAAGAUGGAGAAGGAAAAGGAGGGCUUCCCACUGACUUCCCUUAGGGAAAUAAAUAUUCUUCUUUCUUUUCACCACCCAUCGAUAGUUGAUGUUAAAGAAGUAGUGGUAGGAAGUAGCCUUGAUAGUAUUUUCAUGGUCAUGGAAUAUAUGGAGCAUGACCUUAAAGGACUAAUGGAAGCAAUGAAGCAACCUUUCAGCCAGAGUGAAGUGAAGUGCUUGAUGAUCCAGCUUUUAGAAGGUGUGAAGUAUCUUCAUGACAACUGGGUGCUUCAUAGGGAUUUAAAGACUUCAAAUCUGCUUUUAAAUAAUAGGGGUGAGCUCAAAAUUUGUGAUUUUGGCUUGGCCCGUCAGUAUGGGAGUCCUUUAAAGCCAUAUACUCACCUGGUGGUUACUCUUUGGUACAGGGCACCUGAACUCCUUCUGGGGUCAAAACAGUAUUCAACAGCCAUAGACAUGUGGUCACUAGGCUGUAUAAUGGCUGAGCUAUUAUCUAAGGAACCACUGUUUAAUGGGAGAACGGAGUUUGACCAACUUGACAAGAUUUUUCGGAUUCUAGGCACCCCUAAUGAAGCAAUUUGGCCUGGUUUCUCGAAAUUACCUGGAGUCAAGGUCAAUUUUGUCAAACACCAGCUUCCAGCUUUGGGUGGUUCUGGUACAACCUCCUGCGGAAAAAGUUUCCUGCCACAUCAUUCACUGGAUCUCCUGUUCUUUCUGAUUCAGGAUUUGAUUUGUUGAACAAACUUCUAACAUAUGACCCUGAAAAGCGGAUCACUGCUGAAGCUGCUCUAAAUCAUGAGUGGUUCCGUGAGGUCCCUCUUCCCAAAAGUAAAGAAUUCAUGCCUACAUUUCCUGCUCAACACGCUCAGGACAGGCGUGUGCGGAGAAUAUACAAGAGUCCAGAUCCUUUGGAGGAACAGCGGCGGAAGGAGCUGCAGCAGGGGGAAUCGGGGACUGGUGGAAUUUUUGGCUAAGAAUGGUGCUUGCUAAAGCUAUGUCUCAAUAAUCAUUCUAACACUGCUGAGUGUUUUAGUGUUUGAGGUGAGGGUAUGCACUGAAUGGAAGUUGGAAGCAUGUUUGUUAGACGAUCACUCGUGCUGUUUUUUAACAGGAACAUUUUGGUUUAGCGAAGAUGUAUUCUUUUACCUCCCUGGGAACCAGAUUUAUUUCAGGUUAACAUUCUUGAUGCUUGAUAUUAUAUAGAUAUGCAUCUGGGACAUAGCUUGCUGCUCAAGGUGUGGCAUUAUUGGCUUCUAAAAUUAGGAAUUGUCAGUGUCUGCUGAAACUUUGUAACAUAUUUCCAUUGGCAUAUUUGUAAACAAAUUUUAUCUGGUUUUGAGUAUUAAAGCACUGGAUUUUCUAGCAGCUAUCUCUUUUCUUUCUAUUUUAAUAUUCACAUUGUGUUUGCAAGAGACGGUUGGUGUGAAGUGCAAGAGGACCUUCUGUGCAUCUUUCCAAAGAAAUUGGGUGACAUUAUGCAUUUAAAGUAUCAAGUAUCAAAGCAAGCAGGUUGAGGAGGUUACCAGUAUAUCUUAAAGUAUAGAACUUCAAUUAGUUGUUCCUUCAGUCUCUCUAGAGCUGGGAGAUUGGGUUGCUAAGAGAUGUAAAGCAUCCACUUCCCUUUCAACAUCAUUUACUGGAUUUCAUCACUGGAUGGCUAAUGCUGUAAGCAUAGCUGUAUUUUGUUUUAUUUUAAUUGGUUGAAGGCAGGUUUUGAAAUGAAAUAUUAGGUUUGCCUUAGUGUGGAUGGGUUUGUAUUUAAUAUGUUGCCAUGUCCACAAAUCAUUAUAUAUUGUGUAGAUCUUUUGUUAAAUAAGAUUUGGAUUAUGUCGAAGGAUUGGAAAAUGGAUUUGUGAAUUAACAGUUUUGGUGGAUCCUCGGUUGGAAUGGGUGUAAAGGUGGGUGAAAGGCUCAAGAUUCACAUAAACUUAGGUACUUCUCUACAAUAGUACACAUAUCGAUGACAUUGAACUAAAUCUUAGCGCAUGGCCUUGAAUUUGACAGGUAGAGAACAA
Vigna unguiculata (cowpea) is the source of this 3803-nucleotide messenger RNA. RefSeq names its product Protein kinase superfamily protein. The record is from RefSeq and is a predicted model, not a curated record. Gene Ontology annotation, molecular function: ATP binding; protein serine/threonine kinase activity. Lineage: Eukaryota; Viridiplantae; Streptophyta; Magnoliopsida; Fabales; Fabaceae. Gene Ontology annotation, biological process: protein phosphorylation; regulation of mitotic cell cycle. Gene Ontology annotation, cellular component: nucleus.